GUGGCCAAGAGACAUGAUGACAAAGGAAGGUGAAGGGAGAGAGGUCCGCCCCUCCCACCGCAGGGGAAGCAGCCAAUCACGUCCUUCCUCACCUCUCUGAUGGACGCGCGCAACAUCCUCGGCACGGAAGGCCCCUCAGGGCGCGCACGAAGCCCCCAGUGAAGCUACCGGGAGCCCCUGGGCGCCGCCAUUUUGAAGAGCGCGUCCUAAGAUCGGCGUCGCUGAUUGGCUGAAACGUUUCCGGGGGAAUGAUCCCGCGUUGCCAUUGGCCCUGAGUCCUCUUCAAGGAAAAAAAGGGAGAAGAUAAAUAUUUAACUGAUCAAUACUUCCCAUAUUUUUAAAUCGGUAAAAAUAAAUGUUUUGAGGGACAUUCAGUUGAGGAAAAAGAAGAAGCAAAGCUAAAAGUGUUCCCUCUUCAGGGAUCAUGAAACUGACUUGAGGGAAAAGGUGUGUUUGAAUUCACUGACCUUUGAAGAGCGGGUGGUGAAAGCAGUUUAAUAUCUCUCUUCAUAAUCAUGGCGACCAUGUUGCCCAAAGGACACACAAUGUGCAGGAAAGUGUUCGGUCUCUUCAUCGGAAGGCCUGGUUUUCACGUCGUUCGCCCUGGAAGAGGAAAAGGCUUAAACCAGCCGCUGCCACCUCUGUGCAGAAGCCUCCACCUCUCCUGCCAGAGACAAACAACGAUGCCGUCGUGGGUGAUCGACCGUUACGGGAAAAACGAUGUCCUACGGUUCACCGACAACAUGAUGUUUCCUAUAAUACACUUCCCAAAUGAAGUUAUUAUUAAAGUCCAUGCUGCAAGUUUAAAUCCUAUAGAUCUUAGCAUGAGAAAUGGUUAUGGAGCUGCUGCUCUAAGACUGAAGCGAGAUCCACUGAGGAUCAAAACUACAGGCAGUGAAUUUCCUCUGACACUCGGCCGGGAUGUUUCUGGGGUUGUGAUGGAAUGUGGAUUGGAUGUAUCCUAUUUCAAACCUGGAGAUGAGGUCUGGGCAGCAAUCCCACCCUGGAAGCAAGGCACUUUAUCAGAGUUUGUUGUAGCAAGUGGAAAUGAGGUUUCUAGAAAACCAAGAUGUCUCAGUCAUAUUCAAGCUGCUUCCUUACCUUAUGUUGGUUUAACAGCAUGGUCUGCAAUGAACCAGAUUGGGGGGCUAAAUAAGGAUAAUUGUAGCAGUAAAAGAGUAUUGAUCUUUGGUGCAUCUGGUGGAGUAGGAACUUUUGCUAUACAGUUAGGAAAAGCCUGGGGUGCUCAUGUGACAGCAGUUUGUUCUGAGGAUGCUAGUAAAUUGGUGAAACGCCUUGGAGCUGAUGAAGUGGUUGAUUAUAAAUCUGGAAGUAUGGAAGAGCAAUUGAAAACACUACCAUUGUUUGAUUUCAUCCUAGAUAAUAUUGGUGGAUCCACUGAAAAAUGGGCACCUGAUCUCCUUAAGAAAUGGUCAGGGGCCACAUAUGUCUCAUUGGUAACACCCUUCCUAGUGAAUGUGGACAGGCUUGGGGUGGCUGAUGGCAUGCUGCAGACUGGAGUGACCAUUGGCGCAAAAGCUGUUAAGCAUCUUUGUAAAGGGAUCCAUUACCGGUGGGCAUUUUUCACACCAAGUGGUCCUUAUCUGGAUGAAAUUGCCGAUCUUGUUGAUUCAGGAAAGAUACAUCCAGUUAUUGAUCAAGUUUUCUCAUUUGCUGAUGUUCCCAAGGCCUUCUGGAAGAUGGAAGAAGGGCAUGCACGUGGAAAAACAGUGAUCAGUUUGACUAAUAAAAAAUAAUUACAUUUAUAUUCUGA
This is a messenger RNA of Sceloporus undulatus (fence lizard), 1774 nucleotides long. RefSeq names its product reticulon 4 interacting protein 1 (gene RTN4IP1). The transcript has 10 exons. Gene Ontology annotation, molecular function: oxidoreductase activity; zinc ion binding. The record is from RefSeq and is a predicted model, not a curated record. Bases 516 to 1757 code for a protein of 413 amino acids. Gene Ontology annotation, cellular component: mitochondrion. Lineage: Eukaryota; Metazoa; Chordata; Lepidosauria; Squamata; Phrynosomatidae.